GCCUGUAUUGCUGACUGUGUAUCUUCUUCUUUCGCCUGGUCUUCAUCUUUCUCUUUCGUUCCUCCCACCACGACCCUUUUCCUACUUUAUCCGCGUUUACUUUUCUUUUAUCACCCACAACUGCAACCGCGUUUUCCAAGGACUUUUCCGUCAUAUCACUAUCAACAUGUCCCCCUCUCUAGUCUCUCCCGCUUCUCAAUCUCCUCAAUCCUUUGAAGUCUAUUCCUCUUCCUCCUCCAUUCCUCGAAUGCCGCAUUUUCAAAUCCCUAGUCUCAUACAAUUCCUCGAAUUUUCGCAACCUUAAUCCUUAAUUUACUAGUAAUUAGUUAAUUAUGGCUGAGAACGGUGAGGAGAAACUAUUGGCUGUGGCGAGGCACAUUGCGAAGACGCUGGGCCACAACGAGACCAUGGCGGACGAUAUUUUGCAGAUCUUCUCCAACUUCGACGGCAGGUUUUCUCGCGAAAAGCUCUCCGAGAAGAACGGGGUUGACGAGGACGAUCCCAGAGGCUGCGCCGCGCUUGACCACAGUCUCAAGUCGCUGGACCGUCAGAUCUCCCAGUUCGUGGCGGCCGACAGCCCGAUCUGGGCGGACUCUGCCGAUUCCGCGGCCUUCCUCGACGCCGUUGAUGAGUUGAUCGCUACUAUCAGGGAGUGGAGCCCCAUGGCCAGGGACAAGACCGUUGGCGCGUUGCUAGCACGCGCAGAGGAUCUGAUGCAGCAGGCUAUGUUCCGCGUCGAGGAGGAGUUCAGGUCCUUGAUGGAGCGCGGUGGCGAGUCGUAUGAGCUGAGUCGCGAGUCAGUGGGAAAUCUCUCCUUCGACUCGGAGGACGAAGACGAAGAAGGAGAGGACCACGAAAUCCCCGUAGCACAGCCAGUUACCGAUUACGACGUCGUGAUCGACGCGCUUCCCUCCGGCACGAUCAACGAUCUCCACGAGAUAGCGAAGCGCAUGGUGGCCGCGGGGUUCGGCAAGGAGUGCUCGCACGUGUACAGCAACUGCAGGCGCGAGUUCCUGGAGGAGAGCCUGUCCAGGCUAGGGUUACAGAAGCUGAGCAAUGAUGAGGUCCUCAAGAUGCCAUGGUCGGACCUCGAGGAGGAGAUCGAACGGUGGGUCAAGGCAUCGAACGUCGCGCUCCGGAUCCUCUUCCCCAGCGAGCGCCGCCUCUGCGACCGCGUCUUCUUCGGCCUCUCCUCCGCCGCCGACCUCUCCUUCAUGGAGGUCUGUCGAGGAUCGACGAUUCAGCUCCUGAAUUUUGCCGAUGCCGUCUCCAUCGGGAGCCGGUCGCCGGAGCGGCUGUUCAAAGUUCUUGACGUGUUCGAGGCUCUAAGAGACCUAAUUCCCGAGUUCGAUGCUGUGUUCUCGGAUCAGUACUGUUUGGUUCUUAGGAACGAAGCUGUAACGAUUUGGAAGAGGUUAGGAGAAGCGAUCAGAGGCAUUUUGAUGGAAUUGGAGAAUCUGAUCCGUCGGGACCCCGCGAAAGCUCCGGUUCCUGGCGGCGGGCUCCACCCGAUGACCCGCUAUGUGAUGAAUUAUCUCCGAGCCGCCUGCCGAUCGCGCCAAUCUCUCGAGCAAGUUUUCGACGAGAAUGUGGUUCCGCCUUUGAAGCUUGGCGAUGAUCGAGGAGGAUCAUCGACGUCAUUGUCGGUUCAGAUGGCUUGGAUUAUGGAGCUAUUUGAGAGUAACUUGGAGGCGAAGGCGAAGAUUUACAAGGACCCUGCUUUGUCCUCUGUUUUCAUGAUGAACAAUGGGAGGUAUAUAGGCCAAAAGGUCAAGGAUAGCGAGCUUGCCUCACUCUUAGGUGAGGAUUGGAUUCGAAAACACACCGCAAGAAUCCGGCAAUGGCAUGCGAGUUUCCAGAGAAGCUCGUGGAAUAAGGUUCUAGCAGUGUUGAAGCUAGACAAUAACUCGUUAGCUCCUAAUGUUGCUGCAAAAACCAUGAAAGACAAGAUUAAGUUGUUCAACACAUGCUUUGAGGAGAUUUGUGAGGCUCAAUCUAGUUGGGUAGCUUACAAUGAUCAGAUGAGGGAGGACUUGAGGAUAUCGAUAAUGAAGCUCUUGUUGCCGGCUUACCGGAACUUCAUUGGAAGGUUGCGAAAUGUUCCAGACUUGGGGAAGCAUGUGGAGAGGCAUAUUAAGUAUGGUGCGGAGGAAAUCGAGGCUCGGAUUAAUGGCCUGUUUCAGGGAAAUGCUGGAUUUGCCGGCCACCGGAAGUGAAGGUAAGAUGCUGCCGAUAGUUGAUAGUUGUUGUAUGUAUGUAUAAAUUUUUACGAAUCUUUAUGUUUUAAAAAAUGCAGUUUGAAUGAUUUCUGGCCCUGUACUAGAAGUUUGUAGUAUCAUUAGUGAAUGAAAAUCAUGAAUGGAAAAGUCAGUGUGUUUUUUUGAUAAGUAAGUGUUCUAAAUUGUAUAUCGGAUACUGCUCUGAUUGGAAAAGUCAGUUUAAACACUUGCUGGAUGCUAUUAGAUUUGGAAAAUUGCUGUUUGAAUUACUAUAUUGGAUUCGAUUCCUUACUUA
Corylus avellana is the source of this 2514-nucleotide messenger RNA. RefSeq names its product exocyst subunit exo70 family protein B1 (gene EXO70B1). Gene Ontology annotation, biological process: exocytosis. The record is from RefSeq and is a predicted model, not a curated record. Gene Ontology annotation, molecular function: phosphatidylinositol-4,5-bisphosphate binding. Lineage: Eukaryota; Viridiplantae; Streptophyta; Magnoliopsida; Fagales; Betulaceae. Gene Ontology annotation, cellular component: exocyst.